Ziziphus jujuba (common jujube) is the source of this 1573-nucleotide messenger RNA. Its product is annotated as SEC14 cytosolic factor. The transcript is spliced from 11 exons. The record is from RefSeq and is a predicted model, not a curated record. NCBI's taxonomy places the organism in Eukaryota, Viridiplantae, Streptophyta, Magnoliopsida, Rosales, Rhamnaceae. Bases 329 to 1342 code for a protein of 337 amino acids.
ACACUUAACAGUUGUAACAAAAGCAUGAAAAAGCUUUACUCUCAAAGAAGAUGCUUAAGAGCUUGGUAACAAACCAGGAUUUUUUCAUUGGGGCACCUCCAUAAAGUGUGUGUGUGGGUGUGUGGGGGUGUGUGUGUGUGUGUGUAUGUGUGUGUAUGGACCUGUAGCUUGGGUAAAUUAGUUUAAAGCUCUAUAACUUUGUAAGUUUAGAGCUCUGGAAAGUGAAGGAAGCGAAUAUUAUCAUAGACUUGGAGGAAGACCCAGUUCUGUUUUUGUCCAUUUUUCAGCUUGUAUUACAACUUAUUUGUGAAAUUACUGCGAAAGAAGUAUGGAUAGUCCGAAUCAGGAUACGAUUAAGCAAUUUCGUUUGUUAAUGGAGGAAGUAGAUGAGCCACUGAAGAAUACGUUCUGGAAUAUGCACCAGGGAUAUCCUAAUGAAACAUUGGUGCGAUUUCUUAAAGCAAGAGACUGGAAUGUUGGCAAAGCCCAUAAAAUGUUGAUUGAUUGUCUACAAUGGAGGAUACAAAAUGAGAUUGACAACAUAUUGGCGAAACCGAUCAUCCCCACUGAUUUGUACAGAGCAGUCCGAGAUUCUCAGCUUGUGGGAUUGUCUGGUUACUCAAAAGAGGGUCUUCCUGUCAUUGCUGUUGGUGUUGGGCUUAGCACUUAUGACAAAGCAUCUGUAAAUUAUUAUAUGCAGUCACACAUCCAAAUGAAUGAAUAUAGAGAUCGGGUUAUAUUGCCUUCUGCAACACGAAAGCAUGGACGACAUAUUGGUACCUGUAUAAAAGUUUUGGAUAUGACUGGUUUGAAGCUUUCAAAACUAAGCCACAUAAAGCUUGUGACAGAUAUAUCUACAAUAGAUGACUUGAACUAUCCAGAGAAAACAGAUACAUACUAUAUUGUCAAUGCUCCUUACGUAUUUUCAGCCUGUUGGAAGGUUGUAAAACCUCUUUUGCAAGAAAGAACAAGGAGGAAAAUCCAGGUGCUUCAGGGUUGUGGGAGAGAUGAAUUACUCAGAGUAAUGGAUUAUGCAUCCCUACCACAUUUUUCUCGGAAAGAGGGCUCUGGAUCUUCCCGGCAUUAUGAGAAUGGACUUGCUGAUAAUUGUUUCUCCUUCGAUCAUGCUUUCCAUCAAGAACUCUACGAUUACAUCAAUCAACAAGCUGCACUUAUGGAGUCCGUUGCACCGAUCAAAGAAGGGUCAUUCCAUGUGAAUCUCCCUGAGCCAGAUCCAGAAGACGCCAACAUUGCUAAGGUCAUAGAAAGUGAGUUCCACAAGUUUGAAAAUCACAAGGGACUCUUCAAGUCACUAAGCAACCUAAGAGUUAAUGGUGCAUGAAAGUUGGAUAGCUGUGAUUCUGCAUUUAUACCCAACAAGACACUGAAAACCCAAAUUUUAUAUGAUCAAACAAAUAGAAAUCCUCAAAAGAGAAUAUAGGGUUCGUCUUCUGUUAUCUGAUGAUGUAACAGUGAGUUCUUGCAUCGACUCAAUGCAGGGAUAUUUAGGACCAAGUAAUUGGUGUAGCUCCACAUUACCACCUUGGGGUGGAUAAUUAUAAUUUCUUCACAA